This is a messenger RNA of Triticum aestivum (bread wheat), 2034 nucleotides long. RefSeq lists its product as uncharacterized. The record is from RefSeq and is a predicted model, not a curated record. The coding region runs from base 1156 to 1779 and encodes 207 amino acids. NCBI's taxonomy places the organism in Eukaryota, Viridiplantae, Streptophyta, Magnoliopsida, Poales, Poaceae. The transcript is spliced from 5 exons.
ACACCAACACCCCCUGCUCUGAUUUCCUUCCUCCUCCUCGGACCAGGAGGGGUUAGGGGUGGCCGGCGAGCUCUGGUCAAGGUGACGGUUGCCGCGGCGGUCACCCUGGGUUUACGGCUCUUGUCUCUCUCUCACCCGGAAAGUCUGUCGCGGCUGCCCCUCCGCUCGACGCCGGCUCCGUUCUCCGGCGAGAUCCACUGAUAUAUAUGCAUCUGUCGAUUCAGUCUAUUCUGAUGGACAAGGCAAGAAGCAACCAAGAACGCUCCGUAAAUGUAAGAGUCAAGAGGGAUGCUUCCAACAGGAUGAUGAGAUCGAAGGUGGCAGUGGAGCUUCACCUUCUACCCCACGACGUUCUGCGUGACAUAUUGUCACGGCUAUCACUCAAACAAGCUGUGAGGAUGAGCCUACUUUCUGGCGAGUGGAGGCGGCUAGCGAUAUGCCCUCCGGACCUGGUGUUCACUGAAGAGACCCUAUUUGGCAGCAAUACAACCAUGAUUACGGACCCGGAAUCCAUGGCCGCUGAAUUCCUGGAAUCAAUGAACAUUGAAUUCAUCACCAGAGUGGACAGUGUGUUGCGCGCCUCGUGGUCUACUUCCACUAUGACAACUGCUAGUACGGUGAAUAAGUUUGUUGUCAAAUAUGGCCUCGGCACAUAUCAUAGGCAUCACAUUGAUAGAUGGAUUGACUUUUCCACCGUGUCGAUGGCCAAACACAUUCGUCUUGAUCUCAGGGGAGGCGGCUUUGCAGGUGGCAUUUAUGUUGUCCCACUGUGUAAACUCAGUGGUCCGAAUGGCUCUUGCGUGAAGUCUCUUGAUCUUGCUUAUGUCUGCGUAUGUCUGCCCGCUAGUUUCUGUGGUAUCACAAACCUGAAUAAACUCAGCCUGUAUAUGGUCUCCAUCGAUGCACGUGAUCUCGAACGUCUAUUGCUAAGUUGUCUUCUUCUUAAGAGUUUAAGUUUGGAGUGCUGCCCCUUAUCAAGUUUCACUAUACGUCAGGAGAUCUGCCGGUUGCAAUACCUGAGUGUCCGCAAGUGUGCGGUGCGAAUGAUACAGUUGCAAGCUCCGAACCUUACCACAUUUAAGUUUGAUGACUGCGUGACACAAAUUGUGCUAAGGGAAUCUUCAAAGUUGUGAAGCAACCAUUGUGUUCAAGAACAUGCGGGACAAUUCGUGUUCUCACGCUUUCAACUAUAUCUUGACUGAGCUUCCAACUUCACUUCCUUAUGUGCAGAAACUCUUUCUACAUUUGGUUAUUGACUAUCAGGUGAAGAAGUUCAGUAAAACUCACACAACUUUCAUCAAUUUGUGGCAUCUGAACCUGAACAUUGAUGUCAGAGACGAUCCAGAGGAUGCUAGCUGGGUUAUUGGGUUGGUUUACCUCUUGGAAUCAGCGCCUCUCUUAGAAGAACUGGAACUGAAUAUAAAUUAUGAUAGAUUUGUUGAUCGUGAUCCUACAAGGAUAGUGAAGGCUGUUCCAGGGCCUCUCCAUCGUCACCUCAGGAGUGUCCACAUUACUGGAUUUUGUGAUCUAGUGGGGAUAGCCGAGCUGUUGCUCUACAUCCUUAGGAAUGCUAUUGUGCUCGAGCGUAUGGUGGUAGAUCCAGUGGUAUGGAUGGACAAUGGAUAUCCAUAUAGCAGGCAGCUCUACUCAGUCAGCAAGGUCGGUAGCUACCAGGAGUUUGCUCGACCUCGUUUUACUAAGCAGGAGCUGCAGGAUAGGGAGUUUGCAAAACAACACCUUAACAGAAAGGAAUUUCGUCACAUCCUCACCAUUUUAUGAACACCAAUGCUUAGUCUUGAGGUCGUAUUUAUAUAAGCGGAUGCUUGUUGGAUCAGCAUUGUGAAAAUUGACCUGAAAGGUGGCAUGUACAAGCUAAAUUACUGAAGACAAGUAGUAUUUGCAUGCGCCGACAUUUAGUUGUUCAUGCACUUCGUAUGCAAUCUGGGUUAAGUACGCUACAUUGUGUGUCGUCGUAUUUUUUGCCUCGGUGGUAUGAACAGAUACUGGCGCUAAUGAAGUGAGAUGCAAUAUUCU